ACUUCUCCCCAGUCCUGCUGCUCUCCAGAGCCCACAUCACCUCAGCAGCUCCGUGGUCUGCUCUGCACACCCAGCGCCCCACAAACAGGCACAAAUCCACUUGGCGUUGCUUUGAAACCUCAGCCACAGAAGAAUGUUUAAAAAACUCACCAAAGACAUCGUAAAUCAAAUGUAUCCAUGCGAUGAAUUCGUCCCUGUCGAGAGCAUUGCAGACAAUGAGCAGUUCAGGCCUCUCUGUCUACUGAAAAAAAAGAGAAAACCAAAAACCAUAUUCCACCGAGCUCCCUGUUACAAGUCAACAGGGUUCACAUUGCAUGAUGUGCUGCUGCCUGGAGAAGAUGGUGAAAGCACAGAGUGCCUCCAUCAGAGUCCCUCCGUCUGCCAAUUCAUUCUCAAAAAAUCCAGCACAGACGAAGCUGAUGGAGGUCUGGACAUUUCACAUGACCCUGCAAGUGCAGAUCUGCAUGGAGGUGCCUCCUUGUCCAACACAUUUUCUGUCAAGCCACAGAAGAGGAGAAUAUCACUGGAAUCACUGGAGGCACUGAGAAGAGAAAGAAAAGUCAACAUGGAACAUUCCUUCAUCCAACAGCUACAGAGAAGAGACAUCAAUCUGUACGUGGUCACUGAAACCCUCGAAGCCUCAGAGGAGACUGUCUACAAGAAAGCCACCAAGGCAGAUGGGGGCUUCAAGGCCAAAUUUUAUGCCACAUUCCGUGGAAAGGGCACCAGGGAGGACAAACAAACCAUAGUCAUACCCAAGGGCUGCACCCUGACUUUCAGGGCCAUCCCACUACACAUUAGAGAUGGUGCAUGGCAUCUGGACUAUUUCCCAGAAGAAGCUGAGAAAAGUGCAGCGGAUGUAACUAAUGGUCCCUCACAAGGAAAAUUAGUAAGGCUGAGGGAAGUUGAAUUGUCCUUGAGAAAUUUCACUGAACUGUCUCCUGACAUGAUGCUCUUCAUCUUAAACACCAUCAGAGCUGUCAUGAGAGAAAACAACCACCAUCAGGAGCCCAGCCAGAAAAUAGAAGAAAUUAUUGAGCAAAAUUAUGGUCAUGAGCUGAAAACUGAGAGCCCAGAUUUAAAAGAUCUGUUCAGCACCUUACAGUAUUCUCCAACAGACUGUCUCCUUCUGAUUGCAGAAGGAAUCACCUACAUCCUUGAUGCUCUGCAUGGUUACAAUGUGAAGAUGUGCCCAAAAGUACAUAUUCUAUCUAUCACCAUCUUCAUGAACUGUUGA
Messenger RNA from Catharus ustulatus (Swainson's thrush), 1237 nucleotides. RefSeq names its product gasdermin-A-like. Gene Ontology annotation, biological process: defense response to bacterium; pyroptotic inflammatory response. Bases 134 to 1237 code for a protein of 367 amino acids. NCBI's taxonomy places the organism in Eukaryota, Metazoa, Chordata, Aves, Passeriformes, Turdidae. The transcript is spliced from 9 exons. The record is from RefSeq and is a predicted model, not a curated record. Gene Ontology annotation, molecular function: phosphatidylinositol-4-phosphate binding; phosphatidylserine binding; phosphatidylinositol-4,5-bisphosphate binding.